This is a messenger RNA of Pyricularia pennisetigena, 1497 nucleotides long. RefSeq lists its product as uncharacterized. Gene Ontology annotation, molecular function: RNA binding. The transcript is spliced from 3 exons. The coding region runs from base 1 to 1497 and encodes 498 amino acids. NCBI's taxonomy places the organism in Eukaryota, Fungi, Ascomycota, Sordariomycetes, Magnaporthales, Pyriculariaceae. The record is from RefSeq and is a predicted model, not a curated record.
AUGGGCAAGGUUAAGGAGUCCAAGAAGGCCACCAAGGCGGCGCCUGCCGUCAAGAGUGCUGGCGUGACCAAGCCAUCGCAGACCAGCAGCGCCAAGUCCAAGAAGAUUGCAAAGGACAUCGCCGUCAAGGCUACCAAGAAGGACAAGAAGAAGAAGGUCGAGGUCUCGUCCGACUCUGACAGCGAUAGCGAUGCGUCGGACUCAUCUUCUGACUCCGAUUCCGACUCCGAGUCUGAGGUUGAGGAGAAGAAGCCUGCCAAGGCCGCCACCAGCGGCAAGACCAAGAAGGCUGCUAAGGCCGAGUCCUCCGACUCUGACUCUUCCUCCGAGUCUGAGGCCGACAGCAGCGACUCUUCUGACAGCGAGUCCGAUGCCAAGCCCGCUCCCAAGGAAAAGGCUUCCACCAACGGCGACAAGAAGGCCGCUGCCAAGAAGGUAGAGAAGUCGGAGUCCUCUGACUCUGAUGAGGACUCUGAUGAGGACUCUGACUCCGACUCAUCUGAUUCGGAUGAGAGCGAUUCUGAUGCCAAGGCCAAGCCGGCUAAGACUGAGAAGGCUAAGAAGGAAGAGGCUGAUUCCGACUCCGACUCCGACUCUGAUUCCGACGAGGACUCUGACAGCUCUGGGUCUGACUCCUCAGAUGAUGAAGAGGAGGAGAAGCCGGCCAAGACCGAGGCUCCCUCCAAGAAGCGCAAGGCUGAGGAAGAUGAGGAGGCUCCUGCUAAGAAGACCAAGACCGAGGAGUCUGACAAGCCCUCAACACUGUUCGUUGGCAACUUGAGCUGGAACGUCGACGAUGCCAUGCUGGCCGAGGAGUUCAAGUUCUGUGGUACAGUCACCAGUGCUCGUGUCAUUACCGACAGGGAGUCUGGCAGGUCCAAGGGCUUCGGCUAUGUUGACUUUGCCACCCCUGAGGAGGCCGAGAAGGCUCACGGCGAGAAGCAGGGUGCUUUCAUCGACGGCCGUGAGAUCAAGGUCGACUUCUCUACUGGCAAGGCCACCAACAGCAACGACGCUGCAGGGGCUCGUGCCAAGAAGUACGGUGACACCGUUAGCCCCGAGAGUGACACCCUCUUUGUUGGCAACCUACCCUUCGACGCCGACGAGGAUAGCGUUGGCGCUUUCUUCAGCGAGGUCGCCGAGGUGAAGAGUCUUCGCCUGCCUACUGAGCAGGAGACUGGUCGUCGCAAGGGCUUCGGCUAUGUUACAUUCAACUCUAUUGAGGACGCCAAGAGUGCUUUCGAGCAGCUCAACGGCCAGUCCAUCAACGGCCGUAACUGUCGCCUGGACUACUCUACCCCCAGGCCUCCUCGUGAGGAUGGUGGUUUCGGCGGCCGUGGUGGUGGUCGUGGUGGCUUCGGUGGUCGCGGCGGUGGCCGUGGUGGCUUUGGAGGUCGUGGUGGUGGCGGUCGUGGUGGUGGCCGCGGUGGUGGCCGUGGCGGCUUCGGUGGCAGCCGCGGCGGUGGUGGAUUCCAGGGCAAGAAGAUCACGUUUUAA